AUGACGACCGAAUCGCAAUCGCCCGAUGACUAUCUCAAACGUCGAACUUCUAUGCAUUCGCUCCUGGUGCGUGCUCGUCGGCCCUCCAUCGGUUCACGAUCCUUUGCCCAUGCGGUACUCGACGUUCGCGACAAACCUGCCUCGUCGUCAUCUUCACCGUCAACGCCACCCAUCCCGCCGCUUCCUCAAUCAUUACGUGUUGGCCACAACCAUCGUCUAUCCAAUUCCAAUCUCAACAUACCGCAUGCCGCCUUGGAUCCACACCCGACAGUCGCCGAAGCUGUCUACAGCUUCAAGCUGCUCGAGGCCUUGAGAAAGGGUGACCAACAGGCGCUCAUCCCACUCCUCAAGCCCACCACCGCCAAGACCGAUUCGCCCGCAAAGGAAAGCACCAGUCCACUCCAUCUCGCCGUGCGUUGCGCCGACUUCAACAUCAUCGCUUUCCUCCUCAACUACAAGCAUGUCGACCUGAACGCUGUCGAUGCACAGCACGGCAACACCCCCCUCCAUAUUGCCUCAGCAUCCGGGCGCGACGAUGUCGUCCAGCUCUUGCUCGAGCAGCCCGACAUUGACGAUUCGAAACUCAAUAAAGAUGGCAAGGACGCCUUGGCUGUAGCGAGGUCUCCUGAGAUCGCCCAACAGAUUCAGGUCAGCCGCGCCCAGCUCAACGUCAAGUAUGUCGACCUUCUCACCGCCUAUGAGCAGGACAUGCCCGGCGUGGACGCCAAAAUCCACCAGCUGCUCGAUCUGCCUCGUUCUGCCGUCAUCGACCUCAAUGCCCAAGGCAGCAACGGCAGCACGCUGCUUCACGAAGCCGUCAAGCGCAAGGAUAUGCGCAUGAUUGAGACCGCCGUGCGCAAGGGCGCUGACGUCUAUGCACGCGACCGUCGCGGCAAGCGUGUCAACGACGUCACCAAGGACGAAAAGGUCAAGGCGCUCCUGCGUCAACUCCACAACGCAGAUGCUGCCAAAGCCUCCCAGGCCAGCCACUCGGGCCAGCCACCUUCGUUCAAAGGCUACCUCGGCAAGUGGACUAACAUUGCGCACGGGUACAAGACGCGCUGGUUUGUGCUCGAGGACGGCAUCCUCUCGUACUACCACAGCCAGGACGACGAAGGCAAGCAGUCGCGCGGCGCCAUCAACAUGCGCUACGCCAAGAUCCGCGCCGACAACAACGACCGGCACCGUCUCGAGAUCCUCAGCGAGACGGGCAAGGGCACCUCCAAGCUCUACCUUCGCGGUACCCACCCCGUCGAGCGCGCAAGAUGGGUGCAGGUGCUGCAGCAGACCAAAGAGUUUUUUGACCUUGAGCGCGUCUCGAGCCGUUCCAACAGCUUCUACCGCCAACGUGCUACCUCGGCGUCCUCUCUUUCGGGUGCGUACAGCAUCUCGUCCGCAACUCCUCUGGCAAACCCAGCCGGCAUUGUGCGUCCCUCCUCGACCGCGCCCAGUGAAAAGGGCAGUCGCAACGGUCUCCUCUCGAUCAAGUCUCCCAGCACACAGCCUCCUUCGGGCGCAGCAAGCGAACGAUCGCUGCCGCUUCUCAACCGCAGUCCGAGUCUGCUCAGCCGGCUCUCGAGCGACGGACGAGUCGAAGACGAGAACGAGGGUGGUGCCAGCGGCGGAGGUAUGCCCUACCAGACCGAGUUCCCGCUCACCGCCGAAGCGCUCAAGGCGCAGGCAGAGACCAGUCAGCGCCUCAUCGAGACGCUCCUGACAACCAAUGCACCUAUCACCUCCUCGGACGACUGCAGCUCGGGCAAACGCAGCCGCACUUCGUCUAGCUCGGCCGUCAGCAGCGGCGAAACGGUACGCUCGGCUCUCGAAGCUGCCGUGAGGAGCACUCUGCAGCUGGUGGAGCGCUACCAGACCAUGGUCGCCGCGCGUGAGGCGUACAUGGCCAAGCGGUACGAACGCGAGCUGCAGAUCAAGCAUCUCUGGGAGGAGAACAUGGCGGUGCUGGCACAGCAGCACGCCGAGAUGGAGACGCAGCUCAAGGAGGCCGCCGAGGAGAACGCGCGCAGACGCAAGGCGCUGCGCGAAGUGCGUGAGACCAUGGGCUCGUCGCCUGGGUCGGUGCUGUCGCCCAGUGGCGUAGGCGCUAGCAUUGGCGCUGGACUUGCUGCUUCGGGGUCCAUGGCUUCGUCGCUCCACGCUCCACGCCGUCAGUCGACGGCGCUGAGCAACACAACGCUUCAAGGCUACGAGACGGCGGACAGCGGCGAUGGUGGUUCGGGAUCUCUAGCGGCGCGCCGGUUGGGUGAACAGGGGGGUGCACAGAUGCAGCUGGACGACCACCUGACUCCACCCAUCCAAGCGCAACGUUCGAGCAUCUUGAGCAUCACCGAGGAAAAGGGCAUGGUACGCGACUCGUUUGACGAUGCCGAAGACGAGUUCUUUGACGCCAUCGAGACGGGCAAUCUGCCGGGGCUUGUAGUAGAAAAGUCGCUGAGCCAGCCGCAGUCGAGUCCGACGCAGUGGCCGGAGAAGUUCCAGAAGCACAUGAUCGACGAAGUGAUGCGGAAAUCGUAUGCUCCCUACGAGCAUCUGCGAACGCAACUGCCCAUCGGCAAGGACGAUCGUCCGUCGGUCUCGCUCUGGGCGAUCCUCAAGAACAACAUCGGCAAGGAUUUGACGAAGAUCUCAUUCCCCGUGAGCUUCAACGAGCCCACAUCCAUGCUGCAGCGAAUGGCUGAGGACAUGGAGUUCUCCGAGUGUCUGGACGCGGCGGCGUUGCAAGAGGAUUCGACCAAGCGAAUCGCUUACGUGGCUGCGUUUGCCAUGAGCAACUACUCGUCGACGAUCGGCCGAAUCGCCAAGCCGUUCAAUCCGCUGCUCGGCGAGACGUUCGAGUACAUGCGUCCGGACAAAAAGUACCGCUACUACUCGGAGCAAGUUUCGCACCAUCCGCCCAUCUCGGCGUGCUUUGCGCAGUCGCCCACGUGGGACUACAUGGGCUGCGUCGAUGCCAAGUCCAAGUUCCUGGGACGCACGUUUGAGAUUCGUCCGACGGGUGUAGCUCACGUUAACCUAAAGGUGCCACGCAAGUGGGUCAAGACAGACAAAGAGCUCAAGGCGGCGCCCUUGUUGGAGCAGGACCACGUGAUGGAGCACUACUCGUGGAAUAAAGUGACGACGUCGGUAUCCGGCUUCAUUGUGGGCAGUCCGACGAUCGACCACUUUGGCGAUAUGGAGGUAACGAACCACGCGACUGGCGAUCGAUGCGUGCUGACGUUCAAGCCGCGUGGAUGGCGAGGCAAGGAUGCGUUCGAGAUCCGCGGCAGCGUGUAUGACGCUCAAGGCACGUUGCAGUGGGACAUUGCGGGCCGAUGGAACUCGCAGCUGGUGGCGCGCAAGUGCGGAGCUGGCUCGGGCGAUCUCAACCCGGAUCAGAGCGUCGACGCACCGGAUGGACAGAUUGCCGUGGCGCAGCCGAUGGCCGAGUAUCUGCUGCUCUGGCGCAACUCGGAGAAGCCGCCGACGCCGUUCAACCUGACGCCGUUUGCCAUCACGCUCAACUCGUGUCCAGACGACCUUCGACCGUGGUUGGCACCGACGGACUGCCGACUGCGACCCGACCUGAGCGCGUUCGAGAGCGGCAAGUUCGACCAGGCCAACGAUCUGAAGCAGAAGCUCGAGAACUUCCAGCGCGAGACCAGGAGGAAGCGCGAGACGGGCGAGCUGCCGCCGCACGAGCCGCGCUGGUUCAAGAGGACCACGGACCCGGACACCAAGGAGCAGCUGUGGCAGCCUGCACCUGCUCCGGCUGGUCGCGGGCCGGAGGAGGAGACCACGUGGUACUGGGCCGAGAGGUACGAGGUGGGCUCCAAGAAGGCGAAUGGAGAAAAGGCCGAGUGGAAGGAUGCCUACCAUAUCUUCGGCGAUUUUGAGGUUCGUUAA
Messenger RNA from Sporisorium graminicola, 3900 nucleotides. RefSeq lists its product as uncharacterized. Gene Ontology annotation, molecular function: sterol binding; protein binding. The record is from RefSeq and is a predicted model, not a curated record. Gene Ontology annotation, biological process: piecemeal microautophagy of the nucleus; exocytosis; endocytosis. Gene Ontology annotation, cellular component: intracellular membrane-bounded organelle; cytosol; nuclear envelope. NCBI's taxonomy places the organism in Eukaryota, Fungi, Basidiomycota, Ustilaginomycetes, Ustilaginales, Ustilaginaceae. The transcript has a single exon. Bases 1 to 3900 code for a protein of 1299 amino acids.